AGGGAAAAACCCUUUUAAGAGCAUAAAAACACAACAGCUGAACUCUAUCAUCCAUAACUUUAUCAAUAAGCCAUUUUGGAGGUGAAGACAGAAGAUCAAUACAAUGAAAACUUUUACAGCUGUGGUUGUUCUAGGCUGCCUGCUGGCUGUAGAGGUGACAAGCCAGGCUAGAGCUCCAAAGGGCAGGUGUUUCUGUGCUGACAAAGGUGUAAACAUGGUUCCUCCUAAACUGAUUGAGAAGGUGGAAAUCAUACCACCAAGCCCCUCUUGUGAAAACCAGGAGAUUGUUGUUACUCUGAAAAAUGGUACAGAGCAGAAAUGCUUAAAUCCAGAAUCUAAAUUCACACAAAAAUACAUCAUGAGGGCUCUUAAAAAGAGGAGCCUGCAGAAGGAACCUUGAAAUAUGAAUGGAAGUGAAGUGAAGACCACAUGAUAUUAACUCCAUGCAAUCAGUAACCAACAUCCUUAUGGCAAGAAUUGAACUGAAUUUUUAUAUUACUUUUUCCAUAUUAUUUUUAUGCUAUAUUUUAGAAUUCCUAAUGCAGUGUAAUGUUUUCUAAUGUAAAUCUUUAGCUGAUUAACAUGAUCAUUAAUCACUGUUGUGUGCAUUUUAAAAUAGUAAUGCAAAAGCAUGAUUACGGUGUCAUAUUUUGCUGAAUAAAGCUUGUGACAUUUCA
Messenger RNA from Megalobrama amblycephala (Wuchang bream), 677 nucleotides. It is a transcript of the gene cxcl11.4, whose product is annotated as chemokine (C-X-C motif) ligand 11, duplicate 4. Gene Ontology annotation, molecular function: chemokine activity; CXCR chemokine receptor binding. The transcript has 4 exons. NCBI's taxonomy places the organism in Eukaryota, Metazoa, Chordata, Actinopteri, Cypriniformes, Xenocyprididae. The record is from RefSeq and is a predicted model, not a curated record. Gene Ontology annotation, biological process: chemokine-mediated signaling pathway; neutrophil chemotaxis; cellular response to lipopolysaccharide. Bases 104 to 400 code for a protein of 98 amino acids. Gene Ontology annotation, cellular component: extracellular region.